AGUCCCUCUCUCUCUUCUGUGUCAAUGGCUAUCUUUGUAAACCCUCUCAGAACCCUAUCUUUCUAGAACGCAAUCCUUCAAUCUCUACUCAUUCAAAUCCAAACCCUAAACAAAAUUUCUUUCUUCUUCUUCUUCUAAAUCCCAUUCCCAAAUUCAAUCCCGAAAUCCCCUAAAUCUAUCAAAAUGGCUCUGUCCAAAUCCACAUUCUUAACCCACCUUAAAACCCUAGCUAAACCCCACCACCACCACCGCCUUUCUCCCCAGCCCUCAUUUCUCUCCAUUCGAUUCCUCUCCUUCGCCACCCCGGAAGAAGCUUCCGCUGAGCGCCGCCGCCGUAAGCGCCGCCUCCGUAUCGAACCACCUCUCUCUUCCCUCCGACGCUCCCAGCAACAACAGCAACAGCAACAAUCUCAGCCACAAAAAUCUCAAAACCCCAAUGCCCCAAAACUCCCAGAACACGUUUCUGCGCUCACAGGUAAUCGCCUUAAUCUUCAUAAUCGAAUUCUCACUCUUAUUCGCCAGAAUGAUCUCGAGGAAGCUGCUCUAUACACUCGACACUCUAUUUAUUCUAACUGUCGUCCCACCAUUUUUACUGUCAACUCGGUGCUCAAUGCUCUGUUACGUCAGUCCAAAUACGCGGACCUUCUUUCUCUUCACCGGUUCAUCACACAGGCCGGUGUUGCCCCGAAUAUCAUAACCCAUAAUUUGAUUUUUCAGACUUAUUUGGAUUGUCGGAAGCCCGAUACCGCCAUGGAACAUUACAAGCAGUUGAUUAAUGAUGCGCCUUUCAACCCUUCCCCUACUACGUAUCGGAUUCUUGUCAAAGGGUUGGUGGAUAAUAACAGGUUGGAGCGGGCUUUGGAGUUGAAAAUGGAAAUGGAUGUCAAAGGGUUCGAGCCUGAUCCCAUUGUUUACAACCAUUUGAUGGUGGGUUGUGUUAGGAACUCGGAUGUGGAUGGGGUUUUUAAGUUAUAUGAAGAGUUGAAGGAGAAGUUGGGAGGGGUUUUGGAAGAUGGGAUUGUGUAUGGGAGCUUGAUGAAAGGGUAUUUCAUGAGGGGAAUGGAGAAGGAGGCCAUGGAGUGUUAUGAAGAGGCUAUUGGAGCGAAUUCAAAAGUGAAGAUGAAUGCUGCAGCCUAUAAUUCUGUAUUGGAUUCUUUGAGCAAGAAUGGUAAGUUUGAUGAGGCCUUGAAGUUAUUUGAUAGAAUGAUAGAGGAGCAUAAUCCUCCAAUGCGUCUAGCAGUGAAUUUGGGUAGCUUUAAUGUGAUGGCAGAAGGUUAUUGUUUGCAGGGAAGAUAUAAGGAUGCCAUUGAGGUCUUUAGGAAGAUGGGUGAUUAUAGAUGUAGUCCGGAUACCUUAUCAUUCAAUGUUUUGAUCGAGCAAUUGUGUAAUAAUGGAAUGUUGACAGAAGCUGAGGAACUUUAUGGAGAAAUGGGAGACAAGGGAGUGAACCCAGAUGAGUUUACAUUUGUUAUGUUGAUGGAUACUUGUUUAAAGGAGAACAGGCCUGAUGAUGCAGCUGAGUAUUUCAGGAAGAUGGUUGAUUCCAAGUUGAGGCCAAAUUUAGCCGUUUAUAAUAAGUUGGUUGGUGGGUUGGUUAUGGUGGGGAAGGUUGAUGAAGCAAAAUCGUUUUUUGAUCUGAUGGUGAAUAAACUCAAGAUGGACAUUCCGAGCUAUGAGUUUAUAAUGAAGGCGUUGAGUGAGUCAGGGAAAUUGGAUGAGGUGCUUAAUGUGGUUGAUACAAUGCUGGACGAUGAUGGAGUUGAAUUUAGCGAGGAGUUGCAGGAGUUCGUGAAGGGGGAGCUUAGGAAGGAAGGGAGAGAGGAUGACUUAGCGAAGCUUAUGGAAGAGAAGGAAAGGCAAAAAGCUGAAGCUAAGGCCAAGGAAGCAGAAGCAGCUGAAGCAGCAAAGAGAAGUGCGAGAAUUGCUGUGUCCUCUUUACUUCCAUCUAAGUUGUUUGGAAAUAAAGAAUCUGAGUUGGAAUCUUCGGAGGCCAAUGGAAAUACAGCUGAGGCUUCCGUAGUAAAUGGAGAAACUCAGGCUGAUCAUGAAGAGAGCACCAAAGAAGCUUCUUCUUCAGAUUCUACUUCAGACUCUACUUCAGACUCGGGAGAAGAAAGGUGAUACGGUGGACACAGAAGCCAGACAUGAUGGUGCAUCCAGCCAAGAACCUGAUGUCAAAAUGAUAACUUGCUGGGUCAAAAUGUUACCUUGAAUUGAAAUGCGAAGCAUGAACCUGAUGUCAUCUCCUCCAUAGUCAAGAACGAGUACGUAAAAGUUGUUUGGAAAAAUGAUGGUUAGCUGAUUUUGUAUCCCCUUAAUAUUAGUGAGUUUUUUGGGUUUGAGAGUCAACGAGACUAGGCAGGUUUCUCUCUUUUAUUGAACUCAACCUGUGAGGCACCCGAGAAUCUGUGUUACAAUCAAUAUAUAUUUCCUUCAAGAUAUAAAGUUUGAUUCGUUUUUAUUAA
Molecule: messenger RNA, 2465 nt
Organism: Humulus lupulus (European hop)
Lineage: Eukaryota; Viridiplantae; Streptophyta; Magnoliopsida; Rosales; Cannabaceae
Product: pentatricopeptide repeat-containing protein At3g49240, mitochondrial
Exons: 1
Coding region: 184-2121 (645 amino acids)
Cellular component (GO): chloroplast
Molecular function (GO): protein binding
Source: RefSeq, a predicted model, not a curated record